This is a messenger RNA of Thamnophis sirtalis, 1557 nucleotides long. The record is from RefSeq and is a predicted model, not a curated record. NCBI's taxonomy places the organism in Eukaryota, Metazoa, Chordata, Lepidosauria, Squamata, Natricidae.
GGUUCUCCUCCCUCGCCCUCUUUUGCUUCUUGGCGCUCGCGGAGUCCGGCCGCUUUCCUCCCGCGUCUGCUUUGCUGCUCGCUCUACAGCGGUACAGUUGAAUAGAUCCCAAGGAAAACAAUAGCUGCAUAUAUUCUUGCUUAGUUCCCAUUUGGGAGGUAUAAUAUUCUGCCUUUUUAAUAUUUCCCAGAAUAUUUCAUUCUUCUAGGAGAGGGAUAUAUUUUAAGAAUGGCGGAAGCCCAUCAAGCAGUUGCGUUUCAGUUUACAGUAACGCCAGAUGGAAUUGAUUUGCGCAUGAGCCAUGAAGCACUUAGGCAGAUCUAUCUAUCUGGGCUUUAUUCCUGGAAAAAGAAGUUCAUCAGAUUCAAGAAUGGCAUAAUCACAGGAGUCUAUCCUGCUAGCCCAUCCAGCUGGCUUAUUGUUGUAGUAGGAGUAAUGUCAACUAUGUAUGCAAAAAUAGAUCCUUCCCUGGGGUUAAUAGCUAAAAUCAAUCGCACCCUGGAUACAACCGGCUAUAUGUCCAAUAUGUCCAAUCAAACACAGAAUAUUGUCAGUGGGAUUCUGUUUGGGACAGGGCUGUGGGUGACUCUUAUUUUCUCAAUGCGCUACUCUUUGAAGAUGUUGCUUUCAUACCAUGGUUGGAUGUUUGCAGAGCAUGGAAAACUUUCUACAGGAACCAGGAUAUGGAUGGCGCUUGUGAAACUUUUCUCUGGACGUAAACCAAUGCUGUAUAGUUUUCAGACCUCACUACCACGCCUUCCUGUUCCAGCUGUAAAGGAUACUGUAAAUAGGUAUUUAGAAUCAGUGCGUCCACUUAUGAACAAUGAAGAAUUUAAAAGAAUGGAAGGUCUUGGCAAAGAUUUUGCUGUAAAUCUGGGACCAAAGCUACAGUGGUAUCUGAAGUUAAAGUCUUGGUGGGCUACAAAUUAUGUUAGUGAUUGGUGGGAAGAAUACAUUUAUCUCAGAGGACGUGGGCCUAUCAUGGUAAACAGUAAUUACUUUGCGAUGGAUUUUCUGUAUUUUACUCCAACUACUGUGCAGGCAGCUAGAGCUGGCAACGCCAUCCAUGCUAUCUUGUUGUACAGAAGAAAACUGGAUAGACAACAAAUCCAGCCAAUUCUUCUGAUGGGAUCCACUGUUCCACUCUGCUCAGCUCAAUGGGAGAGGAUGUUUAACACCUCCCGUAUUCCAGGAAAUGAAACAGACACCAUCCAACAUUUGAAGGACAGCAAACAUAUUGCUGUAUAUCAUAAGGGACGCUACUACAAAGUAUGGUUGUACUAUGAUGGUAGACUCCUGAAACCCAGGGAGAUUGAGCAGCAGGUGCAGUGGAUCUUAAAUGACAAAUCUGAGCCUCAGCCAGGUGAAGAGAAGUUAGCAGCUCUUACUGCUGGAGACAGGUAUGAAACUUGGUAAUUGUGGGUUUCUUAAUUUUUUUAAAAUGUUUUUUUUUAAUUUACCUGAUCUCUUCUUUAUUCUUCCUUGAUUGAUACGCUUAUUGUAAAUUGGAUUAAUUGUGGGAUUUAGACCCUUCUUAGCAAUGCACAGUAUUGCUUU